Rotaria sp. Silwood2 is the source of this 729-nucleotide messenger RNA. The record is from the annotation of a GenBank genome assembly. Lineage: Eukaryota; Metazoa; Rotifera; Eurotatoria; Philodinida; Philodinidae.
AUGAUGAGUGCCAUUCACCAUCUUAAACAUUGGCCUUAUCAACGUAGUCUAAUCAUGCCAAAAUCUAGCGAUCCUUAUUUCCACUUGCCAAGUGGUUUCGAUUCUUCGAAUACAGUAGAAAAGCCUAGCUACAAUUUAAAUCAAUCCAGAGCAAUUGCUAUCAGCGAGCAUAUGUAUGAUGAUGAUACAGAUCGAUUACAUCUGAUCUUUGGUCCACCAGGUAAGACAGAAUUUGAACAUGAUCCUUUUGUUGCAGUAACGACUGUAUUGUUUCUUUCCUGCCUAGGUACUGGUAAGAGUAGUACCAUUGCGGGCAUUGUUAUGAAUUUACUAUCAAACAACAUUUUCAGAAAAAGAAAAAUACUUAUCUGUGCGCCUUCAAAUACUGCGUGUGAUGAACUAUCGUGUCGUAUUCUUCAAAGAUUAUCUCAACAAGAACAAAAUAAUCAACAUACGCUCAUUCGUAUCGGUUCUCAACCACCGAUUGAUGAAAACUUAUGUAAACAUUUUCUUGAUUUUCUUGUGCUUGAGAAAAUUUUUGAGACUGUAAAAGAAAAUCCCAAAACAAACAAAGUUAAUUUAACCAAACUUCAAGAAAAUAUUUUGAAUAAAGCAACAAUUAUCGUAUCAACGCUGAAUAAUUGUGCCAGCUCACGACUAUCGUCACUUGUGGAUCAAGUUGACUUUGUCAUCAUUGAUGAAGGUGAGAAUGAACAUCCAUGUUUUUGA